UACAACAAUGGCCUUAGAAUCAGGUAUGUCUAGCACCAACACUCAUCCAAGUCUCUCUAUCACACUCCGCUGAAACUAAGCUUUGGACUAACGCUUCUCUCGAUUUUCCCACUAAAAGCCUUCCAAGACCCCGCCAUGCUGAGCGCACUCCAGGAGCGUCUGGGCUCCCUUGUUGGCAGGCCCUCGGGUUACAUUGACAGCUUACCUACCAGUGUGAAGAGGAGGAUGAAUGCGUUGUUGAACUUGCAGGAUAAGCACACCGGCCUCGAAGCCGAGUUCCAAGCCGAACUCUUGGCGCUCGAAAAGAAGUUCCACGCCAAGUACCAACCUCUAUACGACCAGCGGUCCGCUAUUAUCGCCGGAUCCGUCGAGCCCACUGACGCUGAAUGCGAGAGGAAGCCUGAGGAGGACGAAGAGGAUGAGGACAAGGAGAAGGCCACUCCGCCCACCCCGGCCAAGACUGUUGAGGACGGCAAGGACAUUGCGGGAAUCCCCGAGUUCUGGUUGACUGCGUUGAGGAACAACGCACAGUUGGCGGAAAUGAUUACGGAGAAGGAUGAGGAGGUGUUGAAGAAACUGACGGAUAUCAAGCUGACUUACCUCGAAGACAACCCCGGCUUCACUCUGACCUUCCACUUUGCCCCUAACGACUAUUUCACCGACUCCGUCCUCACAAAAACCUACUACCUCGAGUCCUCCCCCGAAUCCGGCUACGGCGACGUCCUUUACGACCGCGCCGAAGGCAGCCCGAUCCACUGGAAGGAGGGCAAAGACCUGAGCGUCAAAAUCGAGAUCAAGAAGCAACGCCACAAGUCUUCAAACAAGACCCGUACCGUCAAGAAAACCGUCCCCGCCGAGACCUUCUUCUCCUUCUUCUCGCCGCCCACCGCCCCCGAAGACGACGACGAUGACGCCGAUGAGGAAGACCUCGAGGAACUCGAACAGCGGUUGGAGAUGGAUUACGAGAUUGGAGAAAUGAUCAAGGAGAAGAUCAUCCCGCGUGCUGUUGACUGGUUCACGGGCAAGGCGCUGGAGUUUGAGGAGGAUGAGUUUGAUGAGGAGUUGUACUCUGGGGAUGAUGAUGACGAGGACGAGGAUGACGAUGAGGAUGAGGGUGAUGAGGAUGCUGCGGAGGAAGAGGGUGGCGAGGCUCCGGCCAACUCGACCGAUAAGCCCCCGGAAUGCAAGCAGCAGUAAAUCGGAUGUACCUGGCCCCUUCACGGUUUAAUCAUUCAUCCAACGCGCGGAAAGCACGGCGCAUCUAAACACACACGCACCACCACCCGUUCAAUGCUCCACGUUGUAUUUAUCAGUUAUGCACACACGCGCCUGUGUGUGUUUUUGGCCCUCCCGCCUUUGUUUAGUUGUUUAGGUUCUUUCAUACUGUAUUCUUCUCUUGCAUUUGUACUGUAGUUGGUGGCAAUUCAUUCGUUUCUGCGUAUCUAGUACUCUUGUGUUGCGCAAGUAAGUCAAGCAUUUGUACUGUAGUUGGUGGCAAUUCAUUUGUUUCUGCGUAGCUAGUACUCUUGUGUUGCGCAAAUAAGUCAAGAAAUGGAGUAGU
Messenger RNA from Fimicolochytrium jonesii, 1561 nucleotides. RefSeq lists its product as uncharacterized. Gene Ontology annotation, biological process: nucleosome assembly. The transcript is spliced from 3 exons. The record is from RefSeq and is a predicted model, not a curated record. The coding region runs from base 136 to 1197 and encodes 353 amino acids. Gene Ontology annotation, molecular function: histone binding; chromatin binding. NCBI's taxonomy places the organism in Eukaryota, Fungi, Chytridiomycota, Chytridiomycetes, Spizellomycetales, Powellomycetaceae. Gene Ontology annotation, cellular component: chromatin; nucleus.